Molecule: messenger RNA, 1197 nt
Organism: Cooperia oncophora
Lineage: Eukaryota; Metazoa; Nematoda; Chromadorea; Rhabditida; Trichostrongylidae
Source: the annotation of a GenBank genome assembly
AUGAGCAUGCCUCCAGGAAUGCCGGCUGGAGUGCAGCCAAUGAUGGGAAUGAUGCCACCACAACAACCAUCACAUGAAUCUCGCAGUGCUACAUCUUCGAUUCCACCGUUGGUGACACCAUCAGCUGGAUAUGGUCCAUCGACUCAUCCUCGAAUGUACGGAUUUCCACCAAACGCAAUGGCCCCUCCAUUUAUGAUGACCCCACAUUUUGGUGUACCCCAUAUGAUGCAGUCAUCUCCAAGUCGAGGGCGCAACUCGCGUACAAGUUCAAAUUUCCGUGGCAAUCCGUCUUUCCAACCUAGGAGUAAGCAAAGCAACUCGCCUCAAAGCUUCUCACGGCAAAGCUCCGUUGCUGAGACACCUAAGGACGAAGCGAAAGCUGCGGAAAUGAUAGCUGCUGCCAGUGCUGAAGUGGAAAAGUUGUCAAUGAAAGCAGUAGAAGCAAAUCGACUCGAUAUCGAAGCUGUGCAGCAAGAUCAAGAAGAAAAGAAGAGCGAGUCUGUGGUGGAGGAAGAGGAGAAAAAAGAAGAACAAACGGAGGCCCCAUUAAGAGCUGAAUCACCUUCCGAAGUGAAGUCGAUUCCUGAGACCGACGUCACCAAGGGACUUCCUCCGACCACAGUUGCUGAGAUGAAAAAUGAUAAGCGUUCAGCCGUUCCGGUAGUUGCUGUGGCGCCCGUAAUGUCUGUGAAGCCCGAGGUUGUACAGACAAAGGAAAAGGAGCUCAAUGAGGACGAGCUACCAGAAAAAGAAAAUCUGGAGCUACGCAUCAAAGAUGCUCCUCCAAUGGCUUCUGUACAGCCCAUGCCGGCCUCAGACACAUCCUCAACUCCCAUCAAGAUGGACUGCACGUUCUGCCGUAAUCUGGGCUUGUCUGAGGAAGUCGCUACCUCCCAUGUGAUCCGCGCGCCUGACGGAAAAGUGACGUGUCCAGAGCUCCGCAAGCGUUCAUGCAGUUUGUGUGGCGCAACCGGUGAAAAUUCCCAUUCCGCGGUGUUUUGCCCAUUGAAGGCUCAGCAGUCAAUGGGUGGACCGGUCAGCGACGCGCCCAGGAUAUCACAUAGUGCCCCUCAAAGACCACCUUCUACCUACAACAAGUCCAUGGGUGGCGACAGAAGAGGAGGUUACCGUGGUGGCUACGGUGGUCCAGGUGGACAUAGGGGAGGAUAUCAGCAAGUGAGUUGUCUUAUUUUUUGA